Centropristis striata (black sea bass) is the source of this 1287-nucleotide messenger RNA. RefSeq names its product single-stranded DNA binding protein 1 (gene ssbp1). Gene Ontology annotation, biological process: positive regulation of helicase activity; mitochondrial DNA replication. Bases 272 to 715 code for a protein of 147 amino acids. Gene Ontology annotation, cellular component: mitochondrial nucleoid. The transcript has 7 exons. NCBI's taxonomy places the organism in Eukaryota, Metazoa, Chordata, Actinopteri, Perciformes, Serranidae. The record is from RefSeq and is a predicted model, not a curated record. Gene Ontology annotation, molecular function: single-stranded DNA binding.
ACAGUGUGACGAUAUUUGGCAUCCAUUUUUUCUUCACCUCUAUGAUCUGACAAUUAUUUUCUCACUUUAACCUACUUGAUCAACAUAUUGAGCCAAAAAAUCCUGAAAUUCGAGUUGAAAAAUUAUACUAUUUACUACAAUAAAAAACAAAAAUAUGCUCAAUGAACUGUUUUGGAACUUGAAAAUGUAAACAUAGGAUACAAAUAAACACAUAAAAGUUGUUCAGAUUCGCCUCUAAAAAGUCCUUGGAGCUCCACACAGAAAAGAGGAGAUGUUGAGAAGUGCCUCAGCACAGAUCUUCAGGCAGGUGGUGAGACACCAGAGCACAGACGCCAGCCUCAUCCUGGAGAGAUCGAUAAACCGCGUGCAGCUGCUGGGCCGCGUGGGUCAGGACCCGGUGAUGAGACAAAUGGAGGGCCGUAACCCGGUAACCAUCUUUUCCGUAGCAACCAAUGAGAUGUGGCGGUCCGGAGACGGGGAGACGAGCGCAACAGGUGACAUCAGCCAGAAGACGACGUGGCACCGCGUGUCCGUGUUCAAACCCGGUCUGAGAGACGUAGCCUACCAGUACAUCAAGAAAGGGGCCAGGAUCCUGGUGGAGGGGAAACUGGACUACGGAGAGUACGUGGACAAGAACCAAGUGAGACGCCAGGCCACCACCGUCAUCGCAGAUAACAUCGUCUUCCUGAGCGACAACAUUCGGGACCGAACCUGAAGCUCUUUCCUCUCCGACUCCGCCCGACGACAAGACAACUUCUUUUUGUAUUCUCUUGUUUAUACAACAAAAAACCCCACUGGGGACCUGAACGCCACCAAGGAAAAGGAACUGACUCGCCCAAAGAGAAGCAGAAGGGGACAGAUUAUGAUGCGUCAUGUUUGACUCUGGCGCCCCCUGCAGGCCUCGAUGCACAAAGAAGCAGAAAGACCUCGUUUGUGUAGAUAUACGUACUAAUUAUGAAUAUCAUUGUGCUACUUGUACAUAAAGUUACAGCCCUUUUUUGUGUGUAUACUCGAGGUUUAUGUGCUCGAAUAAUGUUGGAAGUUUAAGGAAACACUGAAAAAUGCUUCACCGUUUGAAGAUUCAGUACAAUAAGUUGUAACUGCUAAAAACACUGUUCAUAGACAAAAGGUAACAGUUUUUCUUCUUUGCAUCAGUUUAAACUCAAUAAGUCAGAUUUUAUUUUCUUGUUGAGGAUGACUGUAGAUCAGAAAUCUUUCUCUAAACCCCCUAUUAUAUGUUUAUCAGAAACUAUUUGCAGCUGCAAGUCAAUAUGGCAUUUGUAGACU